ACAUAUUACGGGGAAUCGAUAUCCUGAAUCUAACCAAAACCUCUUGUUUGUAACAGUUCAAGUUCAAGUGUCAUUUUGAGCUGUUUUCCUGUGAUUCAGAGGAUCCCGAGCGGAAUAUUUGAAAACCAACAUAGAGCAACAAUAAAGUUGAAUAGAAAAAAAAACCCAAACAAACUUCCAUUCGUCAAGGAAUCACAUCAGCUUGCAAAUGCGCCGUUAGAAGCAGGCAGGCAGACAUGUCUCCCACCACAGCACCGCACCCUGGCCGAGAUAGGUCAAUCCGCCCGGAAAGACAUUGAAACAUAAAAUCCACAAACGCAUUCCUUAGAUACCGGCCUGUGUCCAUCCGCAAGAAGCCUAGCAUGGACAUCUUUUGAUGACUGACAUGGAAUGGAACCGGCAAACGGGAAGCACGUGCUAGGAAUUCAUUUCCGUUUAUCGGCGCGACGACAACACGUUGAUGCUUCUUUGUGCUUAUGAUAUUAUUUUUGAGCGAGUGUUUUUUUUUCUAUUUUAUUUAUUUGGGAUUCAGGUACAAGUUUUGAUAAUCUAAUUAAUGGCACUUGAGUUACGGCUUAUGAUGGGGGAUGAUAUAAAAAGUUCAUCUUCGGGAGCUAACUUUAUCAUUCGUUAUCAGUGUUUGUCAUUCAACAGACCGUUUUGUAGUGGAGAGUCAACAGUCAUAAAUCAGCACACAAACAUGAUGAACAGCAUUAUUCGCCUGAUUUCCAUCGUUGCCGUAUCCGUUGCCUUGGUUGCGGCCAAGCCAGCUCCGAAACCGGGCCUGAUUGCUGCUGCUGCUGCGUACAAAAGUAUUGGAUCGGAAGCGGUGCUCGCCCAGGAUGGUUCCGUUGCUUACGUUCUAGACACGGAUGUGCACCAUGACCAUCUUCUUCACGACGACUUCUAUCACCAUCCCGUUUCCGCCGAGGCGCUCGUCUACGACCACCAUUAUUAUGGGGACUUCCUGCCGGACGUCCAUGGUCCGGUGGCCUAUUCCCUGGAAUACGACCCAAUCCUGGUAAAGUGAUUUCCACUUCAUUUCUGGUGAAAUCGAAUAUCUGUGAUUACCUACCUGCUGUUCGGUGAACUUUCGAAAUAUA
Uranotaenia lowii is the source of this 1103-nucleotide messenger RNA. RefSeq lists its product as uncharacterized. Bases 557 to 1030 code for a protein of 157 amino acids. Lineage: Eukaryota; Metazoa; Arthropoda; Insecta; Diptera; Culicidae. The record is from RefSeq and is a predicted model, not a curated record. The transcript has 3 exons.